Messenger RNA from Eufriesea mexicana, 1443 nucleotides. Its product is annotated as jerky protein homolog-like. NCBI's taxonomy places the organism in Eukaryota, Metazoa, Arthropoda, Insecta, Hymenoptera, Apidae. Gene Ontology annotation, molecular function: DNA binding. The record is from RefSeq and is a predicted model, not a curated record. The transcript has a single exon. Gene Ontology annotation, cellular component: nucleus. Bases 1 to 1443 code for a protein of 480 amino acids.
AUGUCAUCCGGUAAAAGGCAAUCGGUUACUGUGGCACAACGUUUGGAGAUUGUUCAAAAAUUGGAAGACGGUGUAAGUGUUGAAGAUCUCGUUAUGGAAUACGGUGUCAGUAAGAGAACUAUACGCCGGUAUAAAAAGGACUCCAUGUCGAUUCGACAGCUGUCUGAGAAUCCACUGUGCAUGCAUUUGAAAAGGCAACGGACAUCGUUAUACGAGGACAUGGAAGCCGAGCUAUACAAGUGGGUCUUGAAAAGGCGGGCGCUCGGAAGGACCCUAACCAACACGUUACUGCAGGAGAAGGCCAAGGAGCUGCACGCUGAGUUUGGCAGUUCGUCAAACUUCACGGCGAGUCAAGGUUGGCUCUCUCGGUUCAAAACCAGGUAUAAUAUACGUCUCGGGACCGUGCACGAAGAAAAGGUGGAUAGCGACGAGCGGGCUGUGCAGAAAUUCAUAAACGAACUAGAAAAAUUGUUGAUUCGCGAGGAAUACACCGAAGAGAAUAUUUAUAACAUGUGCGAGUCCAUUUUAAUGUGGAGGGCUCUCCCCACAGAGGCACUAACACAGGAAGAAUAUCGAAGGACGUCUGUCACUAAAAUGAAGAGGGAUCUCGUUACAGUGGCGUUCUGUGCUAACGCUACUGGUAAACACAGGUUGCCUCUGCUUUUUGUCAACAGGUAUGCUAACCCCAAGGCUCUCAAGCAUUGCAAGCAAAUUUUACCAGUCGUCUACAAAUACGAGUGCAACGGUUGUAUCAACGAACGUGUGUUUAGUGACUGGUAUUCUAAUCAUUUUAAAGUUAGCGUGAGACAGUAUCAGUUACAUGAACAUCGUAAAGGAAAGGUGCUGUUAUUAGUGAACCAUUCUAGUGCACAUAUGAUUCCCGAGGAACUUCGGUAUGACACUCAGUUCAAAUUAGUGCUUUUCCCGCCUAACGUAUCUUCCUAUAUAGAGCCUAUGGCCCAGGGUGUGAUCGGCAGAUGUAAGAAAUUAUUUCGUCACGAACUGCUGCGCAAGGUUCUUCGAUACGAUCGUAACAUCAGGGAAUUUUACGCAUACUAUGACAUAAAACAUUGCAUAGACUUGAUCACGGACUCCUGGCGUGCGGUAACGGAGGGGAGCAUUAAGUACUCGUGGAGAAGACUCCUGAAACGACAGGCUAUAGCCAAGAGCGCCGAAACAGAGGGUAACGAUAGCGUCUAUCAGGAUUCGGAACUGAAUCAAAUUAUUCCGACGGAGCAAAUCGUCAAAUGGAUAUCCGAAUGCGAAGAGACGGAGUCGAUAUUAGACAAACGUAAUGUAAAACACGAAAGCUCGGCACACCGUUGUCCCAUAGAGGACGAAGAAUUAGACUAUAUAUUCCUCAUGUUAGGAAAGUGGGCCAAAACGCAACCCGAACUUAUUCAGUUGCAGACGAAAGUUUUAGUUGAUUAUUAUAAUAAAUAA